AUGGAAGUUACUAGGAAAAAUUUUAAAGAGGCAUUACCUCUAGUUGUAGAAUCUAUAGACAAAGCUGAUUUCUUAGUUAUUGAUACAGAGUUCACUGGUUUAAUAAAUGGCAGGGAUGUGUCUAUGUUCGAUUCCCCACAGGAAUACUAUAGUACAUUGCUGCAUGGAUCUACUGACUUUUUAUUAAUACAGUAUGGUCUAUGCGCUUUCUAUUGGAAUGAUAAAGAAAAACAUUAUAUGAAUGAUGCUUAUAACUUUUACUUAUUCCCGCGUGGACGUCCUGGUCUAGAAAAAACGUUUUUGUGUCAAAGUUCCAGCUUAGACUUCUUAGCUUCCCAGGGUUUUGAUUUUAACAAACUUAUAAAAGAAGGUAUAUCAUACAUGACAGAGCCUACUGAAUCAAAGCUGCGAGAAAACUUAGCGGAAAAGCAAAGUAGGAGUAAUAAUGAAAAGGAUACUAUAACUAUUCCCCCUGAAAAUAAACCCCAAAUUGAGGCUAUAUGCCAAGAUGUUAGAACAUUUCUAGAUGAAAAUAAAUCAGAUGAGAUGGAGAUAGACCGUUGUAAUGGAUUCAUUAGAAGGCUGCUAUUCCAAGAGCUUGGUCUGAGAUUCAAAGAUGAGGCAUUUGUUGAAACUAAGGUUUUAGAGAACAAGGAUAGGGUUUUGAAAGUGACAAGGAUAAAAUCUGCUAACGAUAGCAAGUCAAAAGAUGCCAAGAGAAAGGAGAAAGAAUGGGAGGAAUUUGAAGAAGCAGUUGGGUUCUCAAGGGUUGCUAGGAUGAUCAGCCAAUCAGAGAAGCUAGUGAUAGGUCACAACAUGCUGUUGGACCUACUGCAUACACUCACACACUUUUUCCAGCCACUGCCCUCAGAUUAUGCAUCCUUCAAAGAGUUUGCGCAUUGCAUGUUUCCCAGGCUGUUAGAUACAAAGUACAUGUCGAGUCUGCCUCCAUUCAAGGAUAAAGUAAACUCAAGUGUUCUGCCACAUUUACUCCACACACUAUCGCAACCACCCUUUGCAUUGCCAACAGCUGUGUCGCAGCCCGGCCGCGGCUACUCGUGCUCGGAGGCGAAGGCGCACGAGGCGGGCUACGACGCGUACGUGACGGGGCUCUGCUUCCUGGCGAUGCACGCGCACUUGUCGCGCAUGCGCGGGGAGCCCCCGCAGCGCGUCGCGCCCGGAGACUCCGCCCUGCUGAAGCCCUUCAUCAACAAGCUGUUCCUGGCUAAGACUGCCCAUCAGGACUCGCCGUACAUCAAUUUGACUGGGGAUGAUCCGUCGCCGUCCAGAGACCACGUGUUUCAUCUAACAUUCCCAAAGGAAUGGCGGUGGAAUGAUAUCAAUCAACUUUUUAGUGCUUUUGGCCAAAUCACGGUCCAAUUCCUGGACGACACGUCAGCACUGGUCGCGUUGUCGCGCAAGGACCUCGCCAAGUCAGUGACGCGCGCCUUUGCGAAUAACAGCCGGAUAUCCCUCGUGCCCUACGUCAAGUAUAAGAUGUGUGCUGCCAAGCCAUCCAAUCAGUACCAAUUGGAGCGUCGAGAGGACUUGUCAGAGAGAUACACAAAAAUAUAUUCGCCCGACAACGCCGCGUUAGUCCGACGAGGUACUGUAAGUGAAUCUAAUGAGGGCUGGUCGUCGAAGAAGAAGCGAGGGCGGUCGAAUAGUGUUUCGUUAGUUCCACCAGCAUUGCAGCGAACUACGUCUGGCGAGUUCCAGGUUGACGAUUUCGAACCGCCGGCGAAGAAAACAGUUCUUACGAAGUCUAAUGAGGAUUCGCGACCAACUGUUAUUUCAAAAUCAAACGGUCGUAGUAAAAACAGUGGGAGCAAGAAAGAAGUAAUAGAUAAUAGGACAGACAAGGACAAAAUGAUUGAUAGAUUUGAGAGUGACAGCAAAUCCACUUGUGUGGCAGUUUUCAGAGAAAGUUGUGGUUGGGAU
Messenger RNA from Brenthis ino (lesser marbled fritillary), 1941 nucleotides. Lineage: Eukaryota; Metazoa; Arthropoda; Insecta; Lepidoptera; Nymphalidae. The record is from the annotation of a GenBank genome assembly.